Messenger RNA from Myxocyprinus asiaticus (Chinese sucker), 2398 nucleotides. It is a transcript of the gene arsib, whose product is annotated as arylsulfatase family, member Ib. The record is from RefSeq and is a predicted model, not a curated record. Lineage: Eukaryota; Metazoa; Chordata; Actinopteri; Cypriniformes; Catostomidae. The transcript is spliced from 3 exons. Bases 134 to 2035 code for a protein of 633 amino acids.
CCAUCUGCACACACAUCGCAGUAGAUAUAUACACGACCCAGAGAAAUGCACAGAAUAGAUGGUUUAAAAUGAGUUUUGUCAGUCAAGGUAAGGUUAUUUAUUGACAUAUAAACGCUCGAGUAAUGGAGAACAUAUGAGAUCCACCCAACCGUCUGACGCCACGUCGCGCAUUCUUCAGCCCGUCCCUCUGCAAAACUCGCUCAUACCGUUACUGGAUCUCAACUUUUUUUUUUUUUUUUUAUUAAACUACAACUUCGGCUGUAGGAAACAAAUGAGCUCUCUGGUUGAGCUGAAACUCUUUCGUAUGCGGAUGGCAUCAUUCGUGCUCACUACACUCUGUCUACAAACUUGUGCGUCUUGGCGUCGGCUGAGACCGAACCGAGUGGACGUCGAGCUCUUUCGGGAUGAAGGAGCUCAGGCUUUCAAACGCAAGCAGCCUCCGCACAUUAUCUUCAUCCUGACAGAUGACCAGGGCUUCAAUGACAUCGGGUAUCACAGCACGGACAUUCGCAGCCCGACGCUUGAUAAACUGGCUUCAGAGGGCGUGAGGCUGGAGAAUUAUUAUGUGCAGCCGCUGUGCACCCCGUCCCGCAGCCAGCUCAUCACGGGCAGAUAUCAAAUCCACACUGGCCUACAGCACUCGAUCAUCAGACCACGUCAGCCCAGCUGCCUGCCUGUGGAUAUGGUCACACUUCCUCAACGCUUGCAGGAAGCUGGUUACUCCACACACAUGGUGGGGAAGUGGCAUCUGGGAUUCUACCGGAAAAACUGUUUGCCCACACGUCGUGGAUUCCACACUUUCUUUGGUUCAUUGACUGGCAGUGUGGACUAUUAUACAUAUGGCUCUUGUGAUGGCAAGGCUUUGUGUGGCUUUGACCUCCAUGAAGGUGAGUCUGUGGCAUGGGGCAGAGGGGGCAAGUACUCAACUCACCUCUACACCCAGAGAGUUCGCAAAAUCCUAGCGACACAUGACUCAAGCAGCAAGCCUCUCUUUAUCUUCCUUGCCCUUCAGGCGGUGCAUACACCUCUAAAGCCUCCCAAAGAGUACAUCUAUCCAUAUCGGCGUAUGGGCAAUGUUCCCCGCAGGAAAUAUGCAGCCAUGGUUUCUAUUGUUGACGAGGCAGUCCGGAAUAUUACUUAUGCGCUACGCAAGUAUGGCUUCUACCGUAAUAGUGUUGUCAUCUUCUCCACUGACAAUGGAGCCCAGCCACUCACAGGAGGCAGUAACUGGCCCCUGCGAGGGUGCAAGGGAACAUAUUGGGAAGGUGGUGUUAGAGGAGUGGCUUUUGUGCACAGUCCCUUGAUACGCCAUAGGAGAAGAGUCAGCAGAGCCCUUAUACACAUUUCAGACUGGUACCCAACCCUGCUUGGCCUUGCUGGGAGCAAUAUGUCCCAGGAUCAGGAAUUAGAUGGCUUUGAUGUUUGGCCAACCAUUAGUGAAGGGAAAGAAUCUCCACGUUUUGAAAUUCUUCACAACAUUGAUCCUCUCCACCGGCGUAGCCAGGGUUCGAUAAAGGAAGGCCAUGGACUGUGGGACACGAACGUGCAAGCGGCCAUCAGAGUGGGUGACUGGAAGCUCUUGACUGGUGAUCCUGGUCAUGGCGAUUGGAUACCACCUCACGUCCUUACAAAUUUUCCUAGCAGCUGGUGGAACCUGGAGAGACAGUCUGGAGACAAACGAAAAUCUAUCUGGCUCUACAAUAUCACAGGCGACCCUUGUGAAAGGCAUGAUCUUGCUGGACAAAGGCCUGACAUUGUUAAGGAGCUCCUAGCACGUCUAGCGUUCUACAAUCGCACAGCGAUACCUGUCCGCUACCCACCAGAUGAUGCUCGCGCUGACCCCAAUUUGAAUGGGGGAGCGUGGGGACCUUGGGUAGGUGAUGAAGAAGAGGAGGAAAACUGGGAUGGAAUUUAUUACAAGAGGGGAAAGAAUCGCAAAAGGAAGAAAUGUAGGCUCUGCAAAAUACACUCUUUCUUCAAGAAGUUCAAUUUAAAGAUCAUGUCAAACCAGAUUGCAGGGGCAGACUGGCCAUAGGGAGAACCGGACUUUUCCCAGUGGACCGGCCGCGAAAAAGGGCCGAACGGGCAUUGAUAAGCUGAAACGGGCUGCUGCGUUAAGCCGAACAGGCCGCGACUGGCUGAAGAGGGCCGCAAAACGGCGCCGCAAUAUGCAGAAAUGGACAGCAACAACAUUUCAAAAUUAUUUGGCAUUAACUAAGUGUACCUAGACUGUGGGGACUUAAUAUUAUAAUUAUAUAGAACAAUGUAAAGUCAUCAACCCUGUUCCUACAUGCUGUAUGUUAUAAAACAUGGCAAAGCUUUUAACCCUUGUGUGCUGUUCGGGUCUUUUUGGACCCGUUUUGAGUUUUUUUUCUUUAAUAAAAAAUGGUAUCCUUUA